Messenger RNA from Temnothorax curvispinosus, 4091 nucleotides. RefSeq names its product protein kinase 4-like. The transcript is spliced from 2 exons. Gene Ontology annotation, molecular function: RNA polymerase II cis-regulatory region sequence-specific DNA binding; DNA-binding transcription factor activity. The annotation marks the transcript as partial. The record is from RefSeq and is a predicted model, not a curated record. Gene Ontology annotation, biological process: regulation of transcription by RNA polymerase II. NCBI's taxonomy places the organism in Eukaryota, Metazoa, Arthropoda, Insecta, Hymenoptera, Formicidae.
CGGAAUUUCUACCGGCAGAAUAGUCCCGGCGUUCGUACGAUACGGUUCUACGAUAGUAGUGAGCAAGUGUAAAUCGAAUGAGAGUGAGAGACAGAGAACAAGAGAAAAAAGAGAAAAGAGAGAUAGAGUAUGAGAAGGGGAGGCCGGACGGAGGGGUGACGCAAAGCUGAGGUGGUUGCGUCUCAUUGUAUUCGCGGCUUCAGCUUCUAUCGUUCUCUCUCGCAGUACUGGAAUACUCCGGAAUACGCGACGUCAAGUGAUCACUUUUGAGACGCCCGCGAUCAAUCGUGAACAGAGACUCUGAGUGAGCUACGAAAAAUAGACAUCGCAGUGAACAGUAGUGCAAAGUUAACCGCGCUCGUGACAAUUUUCGAGAUAAAGAUCCUCGGGGAUUUAAGACGCGUUUCUCUCCGGGAUUCUUCUUUCGGAAGCGCGUGACUGUCUCGCCGAACGGGAGUGACCUUGCUCCGAAACGAGCAAUGCAGAUACGAGAGCCGCUGGCGUGCCGCUCAACAUGUAAAUCAUGAGCGAUACGCGCGUUUACUUUUGUUUUGUUUCGUUUGUCCCGGCGCGCGCGCCGGCAUAGUUCGAAUCUCGUUAUCGAAAGCGUUCCCGGCACCGCGGUGGGAGCUAGCGAGUGAUACCGUCCCCGCUGUCGUCGUCAUCGUCGUCGACACGUCGUCCAGCCGAGGCCGACGAUGCCGCACGCAGUGAUCGCGAUUUCCCGAGCGACAUUGAGUUGGAUAUUCGCGUCUGGAAUCAGUACGAUCAUAUGAUAAAUGUAGAACACGCUGUAUCCCCGUUUUCUUUUUGUUUUCUCCUUCCUUCUCUCUUUUUUAUUUGAUCCCUUCUCUCACUUACCCCCACCUGUCACCACUGGCUCAGCUGUCGACCAAAUCACUAGGCAUAUUGUUUCACCCCCGCCGAGACUGAACCAACACAUGUGACUUAUCUCAUGGUGUCGUUUCGUGCUACCACCGUCGUCGUGUCCUUAUGAUAUCUCGCGUGGCUUUACCGUGUCACGGGACAAGGGCAAUUCAGGAGGUGAUGAGGUGAAACAAUCGAAAACGGGCGUGUGGCAGGUACUCAUGUUUUCGUCCGUUUUCCUUCUGUUCGUGUUGUGUACAAGCUACUGUUUGAUCGUGUGUAUUACGCGUGCGGGUAAACGACGAUUGAAGCGCGUGACUUGACGGCCAAGAGACGGAGGGAGAGGACAAUAUGAGUGAAAUGACGAGUGCCGUCGAAACGCAACAGCAGCAGUACGUAGGCAGUAGCUCGAAUGCGGAGUAUCAUUGCAAGGAUUGCCGUCUCACCUUGGAUAGCGAGAAGAGUCUGGAAGUGCAUCUGCGCUAUCACCACGAAAAUUUGUUAAAGUGGGGCAAUAAGACACAGCAGGAGGAAAGCAAUAAUAAUAACAAGACUGGUAAUCAUAAUAGCCACGUGAGCGCCAACUCGGACAGCGUGCCGGCGGACUCGAGCGAGCCAUCAUCAAUGUCGCCCUCUCAGGAUCCAACAUCAUCGCAACAACAAGCACAACAACAGCAGCAACAAUCACAACAACAACAACAACCACAACAACAACCACAGCCUGCCAUACAUACAGUUCUAUGUCCGCCAUACGAUCAAUUUCGAUCAAUGUAUAACGACAGCAGCUACAUGCAGAAUUACGUGCAGAACGAUCAGACAUACAUCAUGUCUCAUACCUAUUCGCCAUCACAGGAAGACGGUCAGAGUAACGGCGGGCGCGACGGUUAUCCGCGCUAUAACCCGUAUCAGCAAUUGUUUCCUUCGGAUCGCGGGACUUCUAACUCUACCAGCCCGCAAAGCCCGCCUUUUCAAUGCGACAAGUGCGGCGUUGUUUAUGAGGACGCGAAUCAAUUAGGCGAGCACAUGAGAACGAGUCAUUUAAACUCGCCUACUGCGUAUCCAUCUGCGCCUCAGUAUCAGCAGCUGGGUAACAGUCCUCAGCAGCAGGGCCAGCAGUUGCAUCCGUCGCCGCCUCUCUCGAAUCAACCACAAGCCGGCUACGAUUACAACGGACAGACGAUCAAAUCCGAGAUGAAGCAGGAACAGCCCGAGGAGCAAGCUGAGAUUCUUGACUUGGAUUCUCAUAAAGUGCAAACGCACAGAUACGAGGAGGAGAUCAUGAGGUUGCAGCAGCAGCAGCAACACCAGCACCAGCAUCAGCAACACCAAGGACUUCAAAUGCAGAUGCAUCAUCAACAGGUGAUGCAACAGCAGUCGCUUCCGGAUCAAUACAUGCGCGGUCAACACAUGCCUGUGGAGCACGGGCAUCAGGGUUCGCCGAUAAUCACGAGCACGCAACCGAUGUCGGGCCAUCAGAUGCCCACGGGAUUCGUGCAGCAAACACCGAAAGCACCGUUGGCGAAUCAAUCCUGGAAAAGCAACGAGCCGCGUCGCCCAAAGACGUACAAUUGCACUGCGUGCAACAAGUGGUUUACAAGCUCAGGACAUCUGAAGAGGCAUUAUAAUACUACGCUACACAAGAACGCUGUCAAAAAUGGAAAGGAGCCUGAUCCAGCAACUUUGCCGAUCACUGCUCAUCAUCAUCCUACUAGAGAGAAUAACGCUGGUCAUUCGACGAGCGGCAGAGGCAGCGGCGCUCCCGCGCGUUCUCCACCGGAGCUAUCUUCACGGAGUCCCCCAAACUUGAUGGCAGGUCCCUCGGGCGAGGCGACGGGGGGCCUGCUUCACACGCCCACCACGCUCUGCAACAAUUCCAACAGCAGCAACAGCAGCAACGAAUCUUUAGUAGUCCUGGUGCAGCAGCAGCAGCAGCAGCAGCAGCAGCAGCAGCAGCAACCCCACCUGGUUCAUGUGGGAAUCAAUUCCCCGGUGUCGCCGCUAGUGGGACACCAUCAGCAACAAAUGGGUACUGCGCCUCAGCAACUGGGCCUCCAGCAGCAGCAACAGCAGCCCCACCUGCCAACGGGUUCGUCGGGCCAGCCGGUGCAUCAUUCCACGACUUCGCCCAUGCCCCCGCCGGUGGCAUCGCACAUGAAUUGUCCUUCGCCAAUGGCCUUAUCAUCCCACCCGGUUCAUCACAUGAACUCGCCGCCCGGGUCGGUCCAUCCGGCAAUGACUUCGCCCACAGCGAUGGAGGGUACUACGAUGCCUCAUCAGCAGUACCCAAACGCCUUGCCCCCCCACGUUACAGUUACUACCAACCCGGUGGCCCCGCUGUCUAUCCAAGCGGCUACCAUGCAGCUACAUACUACUGGUAACGAGCAAGACGAGCGGCCACAACACCGCUCGUUGCCCGAUUUUAGAACUAUCGCGCCGGUUUACACUGAAUUACAGCUCGUAGAUCAAAACCAGAUACAAGUCUUUAACGUGGGGGGGCUAAAGGAGGAGAUCAUUCCUCAAGAGUCCUUUGAAUCUUCAGUACCGACCUAUGACUUAUAUCAGUCGAUGCGUUACAAGACGUUGACCGAUGAAAUGAUGACGUUGCAGAUAAAUCCAAACGGCAUAAUGCAAGGUCAAGAAUAUCUCUGCCAGAACUUUCAGAAAAUUAAUAUCGAGUAUAACAAUAAUAUAGUGUACGUGGGACAGGCGAAGGAAGAUUUGGACCCGAAUGUCGGUGUGCCAAUCAAGAAACAGCCAGUCAAGAAAAGUAAAGGUACCACAAACAAGCGCAAGGUUGUUCAAGUCAGGACUACCAAUGCUAGAUUUAUAUCUAAAGACGGCUGCCACAUGUGCAUCGACUGCAAUAAGGCCUUUACCAAACCCUGUUACUUGACGCAGCAUAACAAGAGCUUUCACUGUGGCGAUAAGCCUGUUAAAUGCACGCAAUGCGGCAAACGGUUCUCGAACAAUGAGCAGCAUGAUAAGCAUCAAGGAAUGCACUCGCAAGCGAGGAAGCACAAAUGCGAAGAGUGCCCAAAGGUAUUCGCUCACAAAACUGACCUCAAGCGACAUAAUUGCGUCCACACUGGUGAUAGGCCGUUUACAUGUGAGACUUGCGGCAAGGGAUUUAUCAGGCAGGACCACAUGAAGAAACAUCAGGACACACACAAAAGAAAAAUGCAGAUGAACGCCAAUCGAAAUGCGGCCCAGCGGUACAGAGAAAU